Messenger RNA from Rhodotorula graminis WP1, 1650 nucleotides. RefSeq lists its product as uncharacterized. Gene Ontology annotation, molecular function: triacylglycerol lipase activity. Bases 1 to 1650 code for a protein of 549 amino acids. The transcript is spliced from 3 exons. Lineage: Eukaryota; Fungi; Basidiomycota; Microbotryomycetes; Sporidiobolales; Sporidiobolaceae. The record is from RefSeq and is a predicted model, not a curated record. Gene Ontology annotation, biological process: lipid catabolic process.
AUGCGGGUCGUCGCUCAGCUCCUCGCCAUCGUGCCGGCGCUCCUCCUCGUCAACGCCGCCCCAGUGCGCGAGCGUCGUGUCACGCGGCGCUCGGUCCUCGAGCUGCGCGCCCUCGGGCCGGACGGCGCUCCGCUGCGCCCCUCGAACGACUCGUUCUAUCAGCCGACUGGCGACUGGGCGUCGCAGGCCAACGGCGCCGUCCUCGACUCUCGCCCCGUGUGGACCCAGUUCGACAUGGGCGCGAGGUCUGUGUACCAGGUCCUGUACAAGACGACGAGCCCGCUGGGAGAGGCGGACGCCACGGUCACGACCGUCUUCCGCCCGGCUGAGCCGGCUUCUCCUCCUCGCAUCAUGCUCCUCAUGGCCCCGAUCGACACGGCGUCGCCCGACUGCCAGGUCGCCUACUCGCUCGAGAACGGCGGGCAGAGCAACGCGACGAGCUUCCUCCAGUCGACCGUCGCGCUCGACAUCGUCUCGUCGCUCAGCAAGGGCUGGUACGUCUCGGUGCCCGACCACGAGGGCUCGAACGCGUCGUUCAUCUCGGGCGUCACCGAGGGCCUCGCCGGCAUCGACGGCCUGCGCGCGCUCCUCAACCACAACGAGACGAUCCCGUCGACCGACAACUACUCGGCCGUCAUCCACGGCUACUCGGGCGGCGGCCACGCGAGCGCUUGGACGACCCAGUUCCUCUCGACCUACGGCGAGGGCCUGAACGUCAUCGCUGCGGCGUACGGUGGCGUCCCUGUCGACCUGACCUCGACCCUCGCCCUUCUCAACGGCGGCAACGACAGCUACCUCGCCAUCAGCUCGCUCGUGGGCCUCGCCAACGCCUACCCGGACCUCAACGCCUACUACGAGACGAUCCUCACCGAGAACGGCACCCGGGCGUUCGAGGAGGCGCGCACCAUGUGCAACACGCAGCUCGCCGACGUCCUCUCGAACGUCAACGUCUCGAGCCUGUUCACGACCGGCCUCGACUUCCAGAACAGCUCGGUCGCGCAACGCUACGUCCAGGGCGGCCUCCUCGGCGCGCCGCUCAACGACUCGAUGUUGACGCCGGUCAACAUUUCCGGCGUCGUCGAGAUCCCCGUCUUCCAGUACCACUCGGUCACCGACCAGGUCGUCGCGUACGAGCCCGUCCCGGCGUACGUCCAGUCGCAGUGCGACCGGGGCGCCAAGAUCAAGUUCAUGUCGUCGAUCGGCACGGACCACUCGACGACCUCGAUCGUGUACGCCGGCGACGCGUACCAGUUCCUCGACCAGGCGUUCAACGGCACCUUUAUCGACGCGUGCAACACGUCGACCGUCGGCGUCGACCUGUACCCGGGCUCGCCCGCCUUCAUCGAGUCGAUCGGCACCGAGGCGUGGACGCUCCUCGAGGCCCUCCAGGCGGCGUCGGCCCCGGCCAACAGCACCUCGACGGCGGGCGCCUCGUCGGCGUCGGCGGCGGCGGCUACGGCCACCUCGGGCCCCAUGUCGGGCUCGUCGGCCGUCCCGUCGGGCAUGUCGUCGAUGCUCUCGUCGAUGCUCUCGGCGGCGUCGACCGUGUCCGGCUCGUCGCCCGCCACGUCGGCCAUCACGGCGACCGCCACCAGCGCCGUCGCGUCGAUCGUCUCGUCCGCUCUCUCGGCAGCGAGCUCGUCGGCGUAG